AUGGCCGCCGUACUCGGUCGAGCUGCAGCCUACGCGCUCCCCCUCGCCACAGCAGCCCUCGCCGCGACGGCCCUCGUCCUGUCCUUCGUCGUCGUCCUCGCCCUCACCUCGCGAUCCCGCCUGCGCCAACGAGCACCGCACCAGCGCACCGCCUUCCUCAAGUGCCACCUCGGCCUGUCGACCGACCAGGCCACCGCCACCCGCCUCGUCGGCCUCUUUCACCCGUACUGCAAUGCCGGCGGCGGCGGCGAGCGCGUCCUGUGGACCGCCCUCGCGUGCAUGCAGCGCGACCUCGCCGCGAGUCCGACCCCGACCGCGUUCGUCGUCUACACGGGCGACGUCGGGUCCCACGACGGCGCCGUCACCAAGGCCGACAUCCUCGCCAAAGUCGAGGCCCGGUUCGGCGUCGCCCUGUCGCCCGACUCGCUCGCGUUCGUCCCGCUCACGCGCCGCUGGCUCGUCGAGGACGCGACCUACCCGCGCCUCACCCUCCUCGGGCAGUCGCUCGGGAGCGUUAUCGUCGCCCUCGAGGGCCUCGCGGGCCCGCAAGGCGUCGCGCCCGACGUCUGGAUCGACACGAUGGGCUACGCGUUCGCCUACCCGCUCGUCAAGUGGCUGCUCGGCGUGCCCGUCGGCAGCUACACCCACUACCCGACCAUCAGCACCGACAUGCUCUCGCGCGUCCGCUCGCGCACGGCGGGCCACACGAACCCGUCGUCGAUCGCGUCGAGCGCCGUCCUGUCGCGCGCAAAGCUCGUCUACUACACGGCCUUUGCGCGCGCGUACCGGGCGAGCUUGGCCCGGGCCGACACGCUCAUGGUCAACUCGACGUGGACGAGGCGGCAUGUCGUGCGGCUGCUUGGCGGUGGCGAGGGCGAGGGCGAGGGUGAGGUGGUCGUGGCGCCCGACGAGGGUCCGAGCGACGCAGCCGCGGCGGUGUCGUCGCCCGACGGCCUGCGCCAGCGCCCCACCGCCUCGAGCGUCGUCAAGAAGCAGCAACCGUCCACGAGCCUGCCCCGCCGCACGCCCCGACCGCGCGUGCGCACCGUCUACCCGCCGUGCGACACGGCGGCCCUCACCUCGUUCCCCGCCACGACCUCGUCGCGGGUCCCGAGCCCGACCUCGCCCAUCACGAUCCUGUCGCUCGCCCAAUUCCGCCCUGAGAAGGAGCACGCGACGCAGCUGCGCGCGUUCGCCGAGCUCGUCUCCCCCUCGUCGUUGUCGGCGCCCUCGCUCCUGCCCAUCACGCUCGACCCAACGCGCCUGCGCCUCGUCCUCGCCGGCUCGGCCCGCCACGCCGCCGACCACGCGCGCGUCGCGGCCCUGCGCACGCUCGCCGACGAGCUCGGCGUCGCAAGCCAGUGCGAGUUUGUCGUCAACGCGCCGUACGACGACGUGUGCGCGCUCAUGCGGCAGGCGAGCAUUGGGCUGCACACGAUGGUCGACGAGCACUUUGGGAUCACGGUCGUCGAGUUUCAGGCAGCAGGCCUGCUCACCCUCGCGCACCCGUCUGCCGGGCCCCUCCUCGAUAUCCUCGUACCCUCGUCCUCUCCCUCGCACGGCACCGGCCCAACCGGCUUCCUCGCCACCUCCUCCCCCACUUCCUCCUCCUCCUCGUCCACCGAGCGCCACCUCCCACCCCACCUCGCCUUCGCGACCUCUCUCGCGCACAUCCUCGCGCUCCCCGAGGCCGAGCAGGACGCGGUCCGGGCGCGCGCGAGGGAGAGCGCCCAGGCACGGUUCGGCGUCGAGGCGUUCGAGCGCGGGUGGAUGGACGCGUGGCGAGAGCUCGAGGGGCGGAUUGGCGCAGGGGCGCAGGACGAGAGGGACGGCAAGAGGAGAGAGUAGAAGUGCGCCAUGUGAUAUUACAUUGUUGCGCUCGCGGCAGUGUACAAGAGUGGCCCGACGAGGGAGAGAGAGGGGGCUCUAGGCGGUGCACAACAGGAUGACGAGCGAGAGACGGGCAUGCUUGAGGAUCGAGGGGUGCAGGGGAUGCUCGGCGAGGGGGCGAGGGUUCAGUCGAGGGGCUCGGCGGUGACUUCGGCGUCGUCGCUCCGCAAAAAGUCCCGCAGCGCGAGCGG
This is a messenger RNA of Rhodotorula graminis WP1, 2081 nucleotides long. Its product is annotated as glycosyltransferase family 4 protein. Gene Ontology annotation, cellular component: endoplasmic reticulum membrane. The transcript is spliced from 6 exons. The coding region runs from base 1 to 1848 and encodes 615 amino acids. The record is from RefSeq and is a predicted model, not a curated record. Gene Ontology annotation, molecular function: GDP-Man:Man(3)GlcNAc(2)-PP-Dol alpha-1,2-mannosyltransferase activity. Lineage: Eukaryota; Fungi; Basidiomycota; Microbotryomycetes; Sporidiobolales; Sporidiobolaceae. Gene Ontology annotation, biological process: protein N-linked glycosylation.